This is a messenger RNA of Calidris pugnax (ruff), 3256 nucleotides long. RefSeq names its product lethal giant larvae homolog 1 (Drosophila) (gene LLGL1). The record is from RefSeq and is a predicted model, not a curated record. NCBI's taxonomy places the organism in Eukaryota, Metazoa, Chordata, Aves, Charadriiformes, Scolopacidae. Gene Ontology annotation, biological process: regulation of Notch signaling pathway; regulation of protein secretion; establishment of spindle orientation. Bases 60 to 3071 code for a protein of 1003 amino acids. Gene Ontology annotation, molecular function: myosin II binding; GTPase activator activity. Gene Ontology annotation, cellular component: plasma membrane; cortical actin cytoskeleton; cytoplasm. The transcript is spliced from 22 exons.
UGGAGCAUGGCUUCCCCAGCCAGCCCAGCGCCCUGGCCUACGACCCCGUCCUGCGCGUGAUGGCCAUCGGCACCAAGGCGGGAGCUGUGAAGCUAUAUGGAGCACCAGGCGUGGAGCUGACGGGCUUGCACAAGGAGACGGCCACUGUCACCCAGCUGCACUUCCUCCCCGGCCAGGGCUGGCUCCUCUCCCUGCUGGAUGACAACACGCUGCACCUCUGGGAGGUUUGCCAAAAGGAGGGCUGUUCCCACCUGGAAGAGACCCGCAGCUUCGGCCUCCCGGGACGCCCAGGCUGCUCCCCUGGCAUCACGCGGGUGACGGUGGUCCUGCCGACGUCCUCCGGUGCGGUGGCCUGCCUGGGCACCGAGGGCGGCGCGGUGUACUUCCUCGCCCUGCCCACCCUGGUGCUGCUGGAGGACAAAACCCUCUUCCCGGACGAGAUCCUGCAGAGCGUCCCUGAUGACUACCGCUGCGGGAAGGCGCUGGGGCCGGUGGAGUCCAUCCAGGAGCACCCACGUGACAGCAGUCAGCUCCUCAUCGGAUACAGCCGGGGGCUGGUGGUCCUCUGGGAGCAGAGCACCCGCACCGUCCAGCACCUCUUCCUGGGGAACCAGCAGCUGGAGAGCCUGGCCUGGGAGCAGAGCGGGAAGAGCAUCGUCAGCUCCCACAGCGAUGGUGGGUACAUGGUGUGGGCAGUGAGCAGCACCAGCCAGAGGACCCAGCAGCCCGUCAUGUCCACCAUCCCCUACGGUCCAUUCCCUUGCAAAGCCAUCAGCAAAAUUCUCUGGAGGACCUGUGAGUCAGGGAACCCCUUCAUCAUCUUCAGCGGGGGAAUGCCACGGGCCAGCUACGGUGACCGGCACUGUGUCAGCGUGCUGCAGGGCCAGACCCUGGCCACGCUUGACUUCACCUCCCGUGUCAUCGACUUCUUCACCGUGCAGAGCGCCGAGGUGGCCGAGGGAGGCUUUGAGAACCCCCGUGCCCUCGUGGUGUUGGUGGAGGAAGAGCUGGUGGCCAUCGACCUCCAGACGCCGGGCUGGCCCACCAUCCCUGCCCCGUACCUGGCACCGCUCCACUCCUCCGCCAUCACCUGCUCCUGCCACGUCUCCAACGUGCCCCUCAAGCUCUGGGAGAGGAUCAUUAGUGCCGGCGAGCAGCAGAGCCCCCGGCUCUCCUCUGCGGCUUGGCCCAUCAAUGGGGGGAAGAACCUGGCCCAGGAGCCCACGCAGAGGGGGCUUCUCCUCACCGGGCAUGAGGAUGGCACCGUGAGGUUCUGGGAUGCCUCGGGGGUCUCCCUGAAGCCCCUCUACAAGCUGGGCACCGCCAACAUCUUCCAGACGGACUGUGAGCACAACGACAGCCUCAACCAGGCGGGCGAGGAGGAGUGGCCGCCUUUCCGCAAGGUGGGCUGCUUUGAUCCCUACAGCGAUGACCCGCGCCUGGGCGUGCAGAAGAUUGCUCUCUGCAAGUACACGGCCAAGAUGGUGGUGGCUGGCACAGCGGGGCAGGUGCUGGUGAUGGAGCUGAGCGACGAGAAGUCGGAGCACGCGGUCAGCGUGGCCACGGUGGACCUGCUGCAGGACCGCGAGGGCUUCACCUGGAAGGGCCACGACCGGCUGGCCCCCAGGAACGGGCCCCUGCCCUUCGCCCCGGGCUUCCAGCCCAGCGUGCUGGUGCAGUGCGUGCCCCCCGCCGCCGUCACCGCCGUCACCCUCCACUCCGAGUGGAACCUCGUGGCCUUCGGUACCAGCCAUGGCUUUGGACUCUUCGACUAUUACCGGCGCAACCCCGUUCUGGCCAGGUGUACGCUGCACCCCAACGACUCUCUGGCCAUGGAGGGGCCCCUGUCCCGCGUGAAGUCCCUCAAGAAGUCCCUGCGGCAGUCCUUCCGCCGCAUCCGCAAGAGCCGGGUGUCGGGCAAGAAGAGGCUCAACACCAGCAGCCCCUCCAGCAAGGUGCAGGAGGCCAACGCGCAGCUGGCUGAGCAGGCGGGACCCCCCGAGGUAGAGAUGACGCCGGUGCAGCGGCGGAUCGAGCCCCGCUCGGCUGACGACUCGCUCUCAGGGGUGGUGCGAUGUCUCUACUUCGCUGACACCUUCCUCCGAGACGCCGCCCACCACGGCCCCACGAUGUGGGCAGGGACCAACUCCGGCUCGGUGUUCGCCUACGCCCUGGAGGUGCCAUCCCAGGAGAAGUUUUCGGAGCGGGCGGUGGAGGCGGUGCUGGGGAAGGAGAUCCAGCUGAUGCACCGGGCUCCAGUGGUGGCUAUUGCGGUGCUGGACGGGCGGGGGAACCCCCUGCCCGAGCCCUACGAGGUCUCACGGGACCUGGCCAAGGCCCCCGACAUGCAGGGCAGCCAUUCCAUGCUCAUCUCCUCUGAGGAGCAGUUCAAGGUCUUCACGCUGCCCAAAGUGAGUGCCAAGACCAAGUUCAAGCUGACAGCGCACGAGGGCUGCCGGGUGCGGAAGGUGGCCCUGGUGAGCCUGGCCAGUGCCAGCUCUGAGGAACGGCUGGAGAACUGCCUGGCCUGUCUCACCAACCUGGGUGACAUCCACAUCUUCACCGUGCCCGGCCUGAGGCCCCAGGUCCACUAUGGCUGCAUCCGCAAGGAGGACAUCAGUGGCAUCGCCUCCUGCGUCUUCACCAAGCACGGCCAGGGUUUCUACCUAAUUUCGCCAUCCGAGUUCGAGCGCUUCUCUCUGAGUGCCAGAAAUGUGACAGAGCCGCUGUGCCGGCUGGAGGUGGCCCGGCUCCAGGACACCUCCUGCCUCAGCAACAGCUUGACGGCGACGCCGAAGCUGCCGCAGGCCAAUGGCACCCACGUCCCGUGCAGCCCCGAGGGCCGAUGCUCCCCCAGCGACAGUGACCGGUCCCCCGAGGAGCACGCGGCCACCUCCUCGCCUGGCACCAUCGAUUCCCCCAACAGCAGCAUGGAGAACCCACUGGACACCACUGGGGAUAUCACCGUGGAGGAAGUGAAGGAUUUUCUGGCGUCCUCGGAGGAAGUGGAGAGGAACCUGAGGAACGCCAGCGAGGAUGAAGCACGGCCUGCAGGGAUCCUCAUCAAGUGAGGCAUCACCGGCCUCCCUGGCCCAUCUCAGUGCUCGGAUUCCCGGGACGCGCGACUCGACUGGACCCCCCCGCGCCCCCUCCCCGCGUAACGUAGACUCGCCUCUUCUCUAACAUCCGCGCCGGCCGCCGCUGCGCCCCGGCUCCGGCACGCUCCCCCCAACGCCGCCCUGCCCGGCCCCCCCGG